This is a messenger RNA of Ophidiomyces ophidiicola, 1818 nucleotides long. RefSeq lists its product as uncharacterized. The coding region runs from base 1 to 1818 and encodes 605 amino acids. The record is from RefSeq and is a predicted model, not a curated record. Gene Ontology annotation, biological process: nucleoside transmembrane transport. The transcript is spliced from 3 exons. NCBI's taxonomy places the organism in Eukaryota, Fungi, Ascomycota, Eurotiomycetes, Onygenales, Onygenaceae. Gene Ontology annotation, molecular function: nucleoside transmembrane transporter activity; symporter activity. Gene Ontology annotation, cellular component: membrane.
AUGAACAACAAUUCAGUUCCCGCUGAGGAACCGAAGAGCACAGACAACAAAAACUUGCCUGAGCCAGCUUUGAGUCCCGCUCACCAGCAUCAUGAUGCCCACCAUAGCCCGCCGCUAGGCAAGAGUCAGGAGAAGGAUGUCUUCGCAAGGGAACUUGAGGACAGUGCGGCGUCGAACGAUAAGCAGCCGGCCACAGAUGAUCUGGAACGUAGCUCGGACAGCAGAAGAGGGAUAUCCAAAAGACUACGUCCGUACCGUGCGCAAAUUCGGAUUGCAACCCAUGUAGCAAUUUGGCUUUUAUUUACAGCCUGGUGGAUUGCAGGUCUUAUUCUCCGGCGACACGAUUUGGGAUGGGUGGUCCCAUUCAUCCUUUAUCUCUGCAUCACUCUUAGGCUCAUCUUUUUCUACGUGCCGAUAUCUAUCAUUUCAAAGCCAAUGCAUUGGGUAUGGCAAAACACAGCAUGCCGUGUCGCCGCGUUGAUCCCGGAGCGAUUCCAAACACUGGCGGGUGCUGCUUUGGUGAUCAUCAUUAUCUCUGCAGGCGCUUUUGCUUCCCCGGAAACCGCCGAUAAUACUCGAGCCAACCGCGCCAUUAGCUUAUUCGGACUACUCGUUCUCAUAGGGGUUCUUUGGGCCACAUCUAGAGAUAGAAAGAAGAUUGUUUGGAGAACAGUAAUAGUUGGCAUGCUGGUCCAAUUCGUCAUGGCGCUUUUUGUUUUGCGCACUGGAGUUGGCUUUGAUAUUUUUAGAUUCAUAUCCCAGCGCGCAACAGACCUCCUCGGAUUUGCACGACAAGGAACCGCCUUCUUAACAACCAAGGAAGUUUCCAUGAUCCCUUGGUUCCUGGUUACUGUUAUCCCGGCCAUUAUUUUCUUCGUGUCACUAGUUCAGCUUCUUUAUUACAUACACUUCAUUCAGUGGUUUGUAAAAAAGUUUGCUGUAUUCUUUUUCUGGUCAAUGCGGGUAUCAGGCGCGGAAGCGAUUGUUGCAGCAGCAUCUCCAUUUGUCGGUCAAGGAGAAUCAGUCAUGCUGAUUCGACCAUUUAUCAACUAUCUUACCAUGGCGGAAAUUCACCAGGUCAUGUGUUCCGGUUUCGCGACGAUUUCUGGCAGUGUCUUUGUCGCAUACGUAGCAUUGGGGGUCAAUCCUCAAGCUCUAAUUUCGUCUUGCGUUAUGAGUAUACCAGCAUCAUUGGCGGUUUCUAAGAUGCGUUUUCCCGAAACCGAAGAAGCCCUGACUGCCGGCCGCAUUGUGGUUCCGGAGGAUGAAGAGAACAAGCCGGUAAAUGCAUUGCAUGCAUUUGCAGCAGGUGCCUGGCUGGGCUUGAAAAUUGGUACCAUGAUUGCGGCCACGUUACUGUGCAUUAUAUCCCUCCUCGCUCUCGUCAAUGGUUUGCUGAUGUGGUGGGGUCGGUAUCUUAACAUAAACAGCCCCCCGCUCACCAUCGAGCUCAUCAUUGGGUACGUUUGCUAUCCGAUCGCCUUUCUUCUCGGAGUCCCGCGCAAUGGCGACCUUCUCAAAGUCUCUCGGCUCAUUGGAAUAAAGCUUAUUGCUAAUGAAUUUGUCGCGUACCAUGCUCUCCAAACGGAACCAGAAUAUAAAGAUCUCUCCCCACGCUCCCGCUUGAUUGCUACGUAUGCUCUCUGUGGUUUUGCGAACAUUGGCUCACUGGGAAAUCAGAUUGGGGUCUUGGCCCAGCUGGCUCCUGGUCGAAUUGCCGAUGUAACUCGCGUGGCUGUGAGUGCAAUGCUCACAGGAGCGUUGAGUACAUUGAGCAGCGCAAGUAUAGCCGGGUUACUGGCUACUGAUCAGCGAUGA